AGUCUCGAGACACUCGUGAUCGUGCAACAGGCAAGAGGCUCGAUCAUGCGCGCCGUAAGCAAGACCAGUCGUGUGACCUUUGCGGUCAACCAUGCCAGUGGAGCCGCAUGUCGGCUCAUGCUAGAUCCACGUCAUGAAAACUUACAGAUCAACGUCAUGCGGAAAGCCGAUCGACAAAGUCAGGGAUGUGUCAUUCGACCAUCUGUCACGAUUGUCGUGACACGCGAAAAUCCCCCAAAUCUCGAGCAGAAUUCGCUGCAAGGAUGACCAUCGUUUUGCCUGCCCUCGCACUCUGGGUGAGCAUGCUCAUCGGCUCGAGCAGCGCUCCAGUCUCGAAAUAUAGCUAUUGCUGGAUGAUCACCGCUGGGUCGACUCACUGUCCUCGAAUUCCGCAAAGUCUCAAUGCUGCUUUUGCGGUACCAAUUAUGCCUCGUCUGGACUUUUCAAAAGCUGUCAUCUUUGCAGAGCUCUUUCCUUUUCUCCAUUUUGAAAGCGCCAGCGCGGAUUGUGCAAGCCUCUCCGUCGAUCGGACCAAACAACGAGAGCUGAUACAGUCCGGUAGCACGAACAGCCCCGUUUUCGCAAGGUGGAUUGCAAAGCAAUCCGCACAGUGGUCAGACCGGACGAGCACCGCCUUGAUCUGACGAUAGGCAUAAGGAUGGAUGUCCAAAGCGACGGCUCGCCAGCUGGUGACAUCAUCCGCGGUUGUUGCACGGCAAAGUUGUCCGUUGCCGUGACGGUCAACGUACUCAACAGUGGGUCCUCAGGGCGCCACAAAUUUUCAACAGGCUGAC
Molecule: messenger RNA, 794 nt
Organism: Mixia osmundae IAM 14324
Lineage: Eukaryota; Fungi; Basidiomycota; Mixiomycetes; Mixiales; Mixiaceae
Exons: 1
Coding region: 186-644 (152 amino acids)
Source: RefSeq, a predicted model, not a curated record